GCGGUGGCGGCGGGGGCCGGGAGGGCUCGGCGGUGGUGGCGGCGCCUGGGCUUGCACUUGUCUCCCCGGGAGCUGGGGAGUUGGAGCGACGGGACCGGAGUCAGGUGGACCCCAGAGGAGGAGACACAGCGUUACUGUGGCAGCUGUGCAAGGAGGACCUCAGCAGCCUUUCUCCGGAGAGGGCCAUCUCAACGGGGGAUUUAGGUUUGGGGUGACUCAUCCACAAGAGCAGCACGAUCUGUAACUUUCCUCAGCUUUUAGCAAGGCUGAGGAAACUGGCUGCGCACCAUUCUGGGCUCUCCAACUCCAGAAAGAUGUCAACAAAGUGGAAGGUAUUGGACGGGACCAGCGAAGAAACGAUUUACUGAAAAAUCUUUGUAGUCGUAAAAUUCUUUCCUGGGCAAGAGAGAGAAAGCGUAAGGACUUGGCGUAAUCUACGUGUUGAGGACUGUCAGACUAACGCGAUGGCUCAGGCAAGUCUCCUGGCCUGCGAGGGACUCUCUGGGGUUUGUCUCGUUCCAACCGUUGCCAGCAAGAAGAUGAUGCCGAAGCAGAGCUCUAAGCAGGUGGAGAAUGGAGAGAGAGGGGGUGCGCCGGACAUGCUGGGUCAUCGCAAGGAAAAUGAGAAAUCGCGCAGCCGGAAGGACGAGGAAUCAGCAGAAGGUUCGCCACCCAAAAAAUCCCUUAAAAAGGUGGUGGUGAUUGAGCAGAACGGAUCCUUCCAGCUCCGGAUCCCCAAGAACUUUAUUUGCGAGCACUGCUAUGGUGCUUUCCGGAGUAGCUACCACCUCAAGAGGCACAUCCUCAUCCAUACGGGUGAGAAGCCAUUUGAGUGCGAUGUGUGUGACAUGCGCUUCAUCCAGAAAUACCACUUGGAGCGCCACAAACGUGUACACAGUGGGGAGAAGCCAUACCAGUGUGAGAAGCCAUUUGAGUGUGAUGUGUGUGACAUGCGCUUCAUCCAGAAAUACCACUUGGAGCGCCACAAACGUGUACACAGUGGGGAGAAGCCGUACCAGUGUGAGCGCUGCCUGCAGAGCUUCUCCAGGACAGACCGGCUGCUGAGACACAAACGAAUGUGUCAGGGUUGCCCGAGCAAAACGUCUGACUCGCAGCUGCUACUUUAGGGGUAGGCCAGGAAAGGGGGAUUUAGAAGGAGCUGGGAAGCCGACAGGAUUCUCUGUGGGUCCCUUUUGUUUGUUGUUUUGGUUUUUGCGCUCGUGUUCACCUGCUGGGCCUCCCCCUGCGGAAGGGGCCUAGCCGAGCAGGACAAAGUCUUGACACUGUAAAUACGCUGAGGACGAACCGUGACUGGCCCUCAGCCAGCAGAAAUCCCUUGCGGUUGUGGAUAAACUUUGGGUGUGUGUUUUGUUUUUGUUGAAGAUACCACCAUUUGCCUCCGGAAAGGCUUUGAGAGAAUAGCUGGGCCUCCUUCCUGCAAGUUCUCAUAAUGAUGUUCAAUGCUCUUGAUUGACAGACGAUCUGCCAGGUUGCCCAAGCUUUGGGCUUGGGAAGAUGGGAGAAGAAGAGGCUUAUCAUUUUUUUAAGGUAUAAUUAAAAAAGAGAAAACAAUCAAGCACCAAACUGUUUUACAGACUUGACACACAAAAGCAAUGGAUCUAAAGAGACUGGUUAGCAGCAGAAGAUUUUUUUUAUUCCAGGGUUCACAGGAGUCCAUCUCAUCAGCUUUGAGAUAAGGUCUACAGAACCUUCUUUUUUUAUAUAUAUAAAUUUUCCGACAGUAUCUGGGUUUGUGAUUAAGUUACUUUCUUGACCUUCAGGUUUCAAGAAGCAAGGUGUGGAGGGCAUGGCGUAGGCUGCAGGGUCCCUUCCAGGUGUUCCCAGUGGCAAGAUUCAAGGCACAGUGAUGCUGAUGAGAAUCCAGCUGACUGGAAGAAUGCAUCUAGCUACUUCCAGAGGGAAAGAGCUUCUGAUGUUUUAUCAGAAGUUUGAUCCUGCCCCUGUUCCCUUCCACAUAUCCAUAUGUUCAGGAUCAACCCCAUUGCAUGCCUCUUCACACAGAGUUCAUAGUCUUGUUGGAUGGGAGUCCUCUUUUUCAUAUAUAAAGCUGGCUGUAGUCCAGGAUUGCUAAUCUCAAAGGGCAUGUCUACACCUCCCGGCGAUCCGGGAGGAAGGGAGGAGGAUCUCAGGAGAUGCUGAUCGCGAGAUCCUUCCCCUGCGUUCACACGCGGCACGCGACGUCCAGGGAGGAAGAAGGACGUCACGCCCGCCAUUUUUAAAAAAAGAAUACAGGAGCUGGAGCACACUUGCGCUCCAGCGAAAAAGUAAGUAAAAAAAAAACCCAAACCCGCUCCCCAACCCAUCCCCGAUGGCCCUGGACUCCUCCAUUGCUGGCUCCUUCCCUCAGAUGACCCCCACUACUCACGGGGAAGAGGGAAGAAGGCGGGGCAGCCAGCUACACCACCCGCAGACUCGGGAUCAUCCCGGGACUGCAGGAGAAACCGAGAAAAAAGGGUAUGGCAAUAUCCCGGGGAAAUGCAGGGAUUAUCCCUCCCUGCUCCCGGGAUCCCCUGUGCAUCAUGUGGAUGCACAGGGAUGAUCCCCAGGGUAUCACCCGGUGUAGACAUGCCCAAAGUUUUGCUCUGGUAGUAGGAAACUGUAAUCUGUUUGGGGUUGCAUGGGGAAAGAAUUCAGGCCUUUCUCCAUGAACCUUAGAACAAGACGUUUGGGGACCAAGGUCCAGUAGGCCCUUGUUCAUUAAAUCAGUCUACGUUGCCUUAGGCCAGACAAAUUUCUUUCCCUGUCUUCAGAAGCCCAUAGCCUGAGAGAGGCAAAGCUCACGGGUUGCUCUUGGCUGGCCAGCUACAACCGAAAAAGAAGGUUCUUUCCAAGAGAUUCAGCCUGAUUCAGAAAAUGCAGUUCUAGCCAGUGCUGUUUUCUCUGCAAUAAAGGAAGCAGAAGUCUAUAAAAAUCUGCCACUGGUUCUGGGAUGGGUGGAGAUAAGUCUGCCUUGUACUUCGUCAGUGGAACCCACGUGUUGUGAGCAGAUAUCUGUAUGGGAUCCUUCUAUGCCAUUUGUGCUGUAAGCAGAACCCCCUCCCCACCCUCUCCUUCCCACCCACCUCCAGGGAAUUAACUUCUGCCAGGCUUCUGGAACACUCUUGCUGCAAGCCAGGUUUUGAGAUGUACAACAGUAGAGGACUGCCUUCCCCCUGAGCUCAUGAUGUGCAGAAAGAGAGAGAGAGAGAGGUUGCAGGCUUAAGUCUUCUCUCUCUGCCCCCCCCCCCCCUUGGAAAGUUUUAUAAAUAGAGGGUGGACACUUAAGAUCAAGAAGUCCCCCCCCCAAAAAAAGUACAGUCACCUAAGGGAUCCCAAUGUACUAGCAACUGGUGCUGCUUCAUUGCACAGGCUGAGUUGAAAAACAACACUUGUUAACUUGAAGAGAUCAUCUUUUUAUUGCGUUCUUGGUCAUUUCCUCAAAGGCUGUCUCCUGGGGCAGCUUUGCUUCUUAGUUUCUCCUGCCUUUGUAUAGUUAAACUUUGGUUGGAGCACUACAUGGGAUAAGUUUUUUUUUUAAGAAUAUGUUUUUUUUUUACUCAUUAAGCUUAAUACCUUAAUAUCGUUUUAUGUGGGGGCCUCCCAUCCAGGGAGUUGAGCCAGCUCCACACCUGCUUAGCUUCAGCAAUGCUACAAUUUCAGAUGCUCCCAAAUCGUUUACCAGGCCCCAACUAUAUGACAGAGCUUGGGUACUAUUUGGGUCUCUGAAUAGGCAAAAAGGCAAGUGAAACAGAAGGAACCAUUGGGAAGAUACAGAGGACUUCCAUCACAAUUGGUUUUGUGCUUCUAAAGAGCAAGCCAAAGGUCCAUCGAUCCUGGUGCAAGGUGAGGAUUAUGCCAACUCUUAAAGCUGCUUCCAACCUUAUUGGCCGCUGCUUCUGUUGGCUAAGCAGACACGGAAGAGGACUUUCUAUGUUCUUUUUCCUUCUUUGUGUGUGGUGGAAGAGCAGCCAGCAUUAUUAAUUAGAUCAGUGGGAAAAUGGGCCCAUCUUAGCUGAAAUUAGUGACAUCACCUUUAUCUGCACUUCAAUGUGCUGAAUAAUUAGUAUGCCUGAUUUUAUUGUAACUCUGAGAAUUGUAGCCUGUUGCUGUUUUGGUGGGCCACCAAAGGUUAAAAACAAAAAUUGGCAAACGAGAACAAAUAUUUAUUGAGCCAAUGUGUUUCCUGUGCAUUUUGUAGUGUAAAGGACUGAAAACCAGCAUACUUAAAUCUGUAAACUUCUUUGCUCUGGUUUUUUCCCUGAUAAAGGGCCAUUAUAUAGAAGAGUCUGAAAUGCACUGGAUCAAUAAAUAUUUGUUCUCAUUUACCGCAUUGUUAUUGUUUUUUACUCUUGUUGGCAUUGCUGUUUGUUGGAUGUGGUUUUGGUGAGACCUGCAAAAAGAGUCUUGCAGAAAUAGCAGCUCUAGGAAAAAAAGAAAACAAAACUGAGGCACCAUGCAUCUUCCUUCCAACUUUCUGGGCACUACUUUCUUCAAAAGAAUCAGAAUUGUUCAUUAGAAAUUGUUUGUGGAAAUCUAGGGAUGCUUUCUUGUGCCACAAUUCCAAGAGGAAGCCGUGGUGUGUUAAAUCGAGACAGCCUUGCUCAAGCAGGAAAAGCCUCUUUAUCAAGCACUAAGCCAUGUUGUGCCUGCCCUUUUCUGGUUAAUCCCCUGGCAUUAAUCCAUCCGUAAUUGAGACAUGGUAUUACAAAGCGUGUUCACUGUUGCCAGUUACUUCUCCUUUCAGCUUGCUGGAAGUCUCAGUCUCUUGAGUGAACUGCCUCAUGUUGCCAGUUCCCUUGCGUGCCAAACAGGGUAAUGACCUGUCAUUGCUUAGAUCCCUUAGGCCUGCUUGCUAUCAGGACUACUGCUUGUAGGAAAUUGGGAGGCUGUUUAACACUGUAUGUCCUGUGGAGUGAGCACUCUUCAGCCUCCCGUUACACUUGGCCGUUUAGUAGCUGUUAAUCUUGCUUUUGAGUGAACAAGCCAGCAAAGGAAGACACUGAUUUCGUGUGAUGGCGUGCUACAGUGGCUCUGUAGCUAGCCCUCUCUGCUCUUGGGGAUGUAAAAGCAUAGAAAGAAACAUUGACUUGCAUGUGAUCUUUGCGCCUGAGGCUUUUCUCAGAACCUGGCUAGUAGGUAGAAAGGAAGGGAUAGGGGAGAAGGCAAGCAGGCUGUUUAGCUGGUUGGGUGGGGAGGAUAUUGCUUCUGUUUGCCAUUGCAGCCAUCUUCCUUGUACUGUUGUCAUGUAGCCAACUUGUAGUCUAUCGCAAGUUACUAUUUCAGCAUACUCAGCUAUGGUGCCACCUGACCCUGAAGGUGAAUGGUUUGCGAGGUGGGACUGUUUGUAAACACAUCUACCAUAUUCAAGUACUCUGCAAGGAAGUAUUUGAGGAAGAAGCUCACAGAACUUUCAGAUGUCUAGGAACAAAAGGGUUUGCAGAAGUCCUGAAAAAUAGGUCCUCGUGUGUUUAGCAUGGUUUCCAAUAUUUAUUUCGGAGUGAGGAACUAUAGUAAUUCAGCAGAACAACAUGGUAUUUUCUAGACUGUACUAUUGAAAGAAAUGAUGCCCUGCACACGGAAAGCUAGCAUCUCAGAGGAAAGGGGUGCAACCUAGCCUCUCUAACAUGCUAAGGGCUGGAAGUCCCUUCAUUCAAAACUCUCCCACUUAGUCUCUGUCUGAAAUGGUAUGGUGAGUAAAGUAAUUCAAGCACCUCAGCAUUUGUAAUUUAUGCAGGAUUUAUUGUCUGGUUUUUGGUAGUUACUUUGCUCCCGAUACCAGCACCUAGGAAGAAUGGUUCACAUCAACUAGAAAUCGUCUGCAGUGAAAUAGUAGGCAUCCUUGUUUAAAGGGUUCUUACAUUUCUUAUUAGUUGAAGUGAAAUUGACUUGAAACAGAAGUGAAACUUUACUAAAAUUUCACUGACAGUCACUGAGAGGUGCAAAAGGCCACGAUCGUUUCAAAAUGAAUGUUGUUUGUUCAAACUCUCACACGAAGAGGCACUUAUGUCGAAAGAAAGCUGUAAUUUGAUAUGAUUUCUGAAAAGUGAGAUUAACAAUUCCUUAAAAGUAUAUUAAAAAACACGUGAUGUCGUAUAGACUCACUCCUAUUUUUAAAUGCCCCCCCCCCGAUGGUGCCAGUGAGGUUGCUGACUGAAGGGGGGGUGGCUUAGCAAUUCUACAUAGUAGUAGCAAUAGUAGUAGCUUGGAAAUUGGGUUCUGCAUAAACUAUGAAAUUUGUUCCCCUAGCAUGGAAUAUGUCGACAUAAAAUCAUAUGCAAUAAAAGCCUAUGUUCAUGCAGCAUCUUCCUUUCGUAGGUGUUGUGGAAUAGCCGGUGUUUUGAGAGCGUGUGCCAUGAUGUGGUGAACCAUUGCCCAGGCUUUCCUCCAACCUCAAGAUUUUAUUUUAUUUUUUGUAAUGAUCCAGCAUUAAUGUACAUUUGGGGAAAAGAUUUUUAGGGGGAGCUGCAUUCACCCCUGCACCUCUCCCCCCACCCCUCCAUCUUCCUCGCUAGAAGCCGCUGACCAUCUGUCAGCUGGCAUGGCAUGGAACCUGUUGAAAUUCCUUCUCUUCCUGGUGGCUGGUUCACAAGAUGAAUUGGACCCUGUGAUUCUUCAUGUAUGUGGCGAGGUGCCUUGGGGUGCUUCCUUACGAGUAGAGAUUUUGCUGGCCUUGAUUUAGGAAUUUAGAUAAAAUGGCAGAAAUUAAGAGGGCCUGUUCGUGCAGUUCAUACUGGCUUUCACACACUCCUUCCAUUCACUGGAAGAGGAAGGAAAAUCCUAGCACUUCAGCCUGAACAGAGAAUCUGAAUUUGCCCCUACUGUUACAGCCUCUAUCAAAGUCCGAUGGUAUAUAUAUAUAUAAAUUUUCCUUUCCCACCCUCCCUUUUAAUUCACUUAAUUUGCUAUGGGGAGGGAGUUGGGAUAGGGAUGUGUUACCCAAGGGCAGGAUCACUUUUAAACUGUAGUUUUUAUAAGAUGUUAUAAACUUGUAUCUUUUUACCAUUA
Molecule: messenger RNA, 7005 nt
Organism: Elgaria multicarinata webbii
Lineage: Eukaryota; Metazoa; Chordata; Lepidosauria; Squamata; Anguidae
Gene: ZNF740
Product: zinc finger protein 740
Exons: 8
Coding region: 465-1127 (220 amino acids)
Biological process (GO): regulation of transcription by RNA polymerase II
Cellular component (GO): nucleus
Molecular function (GO): DNA-binding transcription factor activity, RNA polymerase II-specific; RNA polymerase II cis-regulatory region sequence-specific DNA binding
Source: RefSeq, a predicted model, not a curated record